AUGAGAAUCUUCCCGACAAUCUUGGGCUUCGCUCUCAGCGCCCUCGCUUCACCACAGCUCGUCUUCCCAGACUCUGACUCUAACGACGAUAUCAGUCUCUUAUAUCAGUCCCAAUCACCACUCAUAUCAACACUGAACCCUGUGGAAGGUCAGGCAGAUCCACCGAAAGGCAAUGUCAAGUACAUACUUCCGACCGAGAGGACAUUCCUCCUGAACGUGCCCGAGGGGUACCUGCAUGGGAAAGAGCAUCCUGUCGUCUUUACCUUCCAUGGCGCUGGAGGCUUUAGCGAGAAGCAACAGCGCGUCACUGAGCUCUCGGACCCAAUGCUCAAGAUUGCCGGCAAGCCCUUCUUGACAGUAUAUGCGCAAGGGGUGAAUAGUACGGAUUGGAACAUGACGCAUAUCUGGAAAGGGGCGCCGUAUGAGAACAAGACCGUGGACGAUAUUGCAUACGUAUAUGACAUCCUUCACACCAUCUCCACUACCUACACAAUCGAUCGUUCCCGUCUUUACGCCUGCGGCAAGUCCAAUGGAGGCGGAUUUACAGCGCUCCUCGCUUGUCGUCCCGAUACUUCUGCCUUCUUUGCAGCCUUUGUCCCCGUCUCGCCGGCACUCUACCAAGGGGUGUAUUCUUUCCACGGCUGUCAAGAGGAUAGAGCAGUCCCGAUCUUACAAGUUCAUGGCGUUGAAGACGAUGAUACCCCUUUCUACGGCCGCAAACCGGAAGGAGGCGGGUACGGCCCCGAGCCAGAUGUCAGGCUUUGGCGGCGCGAGUGGGCUCUGCGUAAUGGGUGUGUAGGGCGCUGGCCGGGGCAGUAUCCAGAGCCUGAGGUGAAGGAGAUAUAUGAGGGUGUGUGGGAGGAGGUAUGGGAUUGUCCCAAAGGCGAGGUGAGGGCCUUGAGUGUUGAAGGUUUGGGGCAUUCUUGGCCGAGUACGCUGGGGUUAGAUUUGGCGGGAAGUCCCAACCAGACUGCCAACUUCAAUUUGACUAGUCCGCACCUGGUAGAUUUCUUUUCCAAGCAUCAGCUUCUGCUUUGA
This is a messenger RNA of Cryptococcus wingfieldii CBS 7118, 1038 nucleotides long. Its product is annotated as poly(3-hydroxybutyrate) depolymerase. The transcript is spliced from 3 exons. The coding region runs from base 1 to 1038 and encodes 345 amino acids. Gene Ontology annotation, molecular function: feruloyl esterase activity. NCBI's taxonomy places the organism in Eukaryota, Fungi, Basidiomycota, Tremellomycetes, Tremellales, Cryptococcaceae. The record is from RefSeq and is a predicted model, not a curated record.